GUAAUUAUUGGAAGGCUUCUUACGUAAAUAAAAUAAAAAUCCUCUCCCGCUAAUUGCUGUUGAGAGAUGAAAUGAACGCUUUUCCGUUCUUAAACCCCCUGACUUGCAUAAACCCCAACGCAUUUUUGGGCAAUUAAUUCGUGUAAAGGAUAAACCACCGGCGAUAAUUCAGAGAAUCGGUGGACGGAGAGCUCUUACUAACUUCUGUUAAUGGCGUCUCUCUCUUUAACCCAUUUCCUUUCGUUGCCCAGCAGGUGGUAUUCAACUUGCCCAAAUAACCAUUCCCUGAACUUUGUUCAACUUCAAGAUUUUCGAUUGCAAAAUAAAUGUUGUCUUGCAGCUAUUUCUAGAAAGAAAAUUUCCGAGUCUUUACCUGAAGAAGAACAUAGUGAAAAUGGUGUCAUUUCAAAAAAGAGGACAACUAGGAAGUCUAAACGAGCUACUACUCAAACUAGGAAGAAAACAUCUGAUAUACCAGAUGAGAGUUCUGAAUUGAUCAUAAAUACUGAUGCUGCGAGUGAGGAAACUGUUGUCCCUGCAUCAAGUGAAGAUUCAAAGAAAACCCGAAGGAGGACUCAAAGAAAAGCUACAAAAGCUGCCUCCACGGUGGAAGAAGAGAAAACUGAGAAGAAAAUCAGGAGGAGAAAGACUAAGAAGGUGGACGAGGAUGUUGAGGAUCAAGGUGGUGAAUCUGAUGUUAGCGAUUUAGAGGAGUCUGGAUUUGUUCCAGAUGUUGAGGAUGAGAGUGAUGUAGACUUAGAACUGAUUAAAGAUGAUGGAGAGGAUAUUAGCUACACGUAUGGCUGGCCUCCCCUUGUUUGUUGCUUUGGAGCUGCGCAGCAUGCUUUUGUGCCAUCAGGAAGGCCAGCUAAUAGACUUAUAGAUUAUGAAAUCCAUGAAAGAAUGAAGGAUGCAUUAUGGGCACCAAAAAACUUUGUAAGAGCACCUGGAGGAUCUGCAGGGAGUGUUGCAAUUGCUCUUGCAAGCUUGGGAGGUAAGGUUGCUUUUAUGGGAAAACUUGGAGAUGAUGAGUAUGGUCAAUCCAUGCUAUACUAUAUGAACGUGAACAAUGUUCAAACACGAUCUGUUCGCACUGAUAGUAAAAGGGCAACGGCUGUAUCACAGAUGAAGAUUCCUAAGAAAGGUCGUCUGAGAAUGACUUGUGUCAAACCCUGUGCUGAGGAUUCUUUCUCUAAAUCUGAAAUAAACAUUGAUGUGUUGAAGGAGGCAAAAAUGUUCUACUUCACUACACAUUCCCUGCUUGUUCGAAGCAUGCGAUUAGCUACAUUGCAGGCAAUCAAGAUUUCAAAGAAGUUGGGAGGGGUUAUUUUCUAUGACUUAAACCUUCCAUUGCCGCUGUGGCAGUCCAGUGAAGAAACCAAAUUAUUCAUACAAGAAGUGUGGAAUCAUGCAAAUAUUAUUGAGGUAACCAAGCAAGAGCUUGAGUUUCUCUGUGGGAUCAAGCCCGCUGACGAAUUUGACACCAAGAAUAAUGCCAGAUCCAAGUUUGUCCAUUAUGGACCAGAAGUGGUGGCACCACUCUGGCAUGAAAAUCUGAAGGUUUUGUUUGUGACAAAUGGGACUUCAAAGAUACAUUAUUACACCGAGGAGCACAAUGGCUCAGUCCAUGGCAUGGAGGAUGCUCCAAUUACGCCUUUCACAUGUGAUAUGUCUGCAUCUGGAGAUGGCAUUGUUGCAGCCAUCUUGAGAAUGUUUUCAGUUCAGCCACACCUCAUUACUGAUAAAGGGUACUUGGAGCACACAAUCAAGUAUGCUAUUGACUGUGGAGUCAUAGAUCAGUGGCUGCUAGGACGGGUGCGUGGCUUUCCCCCUAAGGAAGACAUGGAAGAAGAAGUGGAGCCUGAUAUGAACGGCAUUAGAUCAAUAACGGAAAGGGAAUACCGCACAGUUGAGCCUGUUCAUUCAGAAGGAGAUGCCACAGUGGUCAAGAAUUGAUGUUCUUAUUGGGAGGUCUCAUGUUCGACACAAGGACGGGGAAGGACGUUUUUGAAAAAGGAGAAAACUUCCCUCCUAUUAUAUAGUUCAUUUCAAUUUCAACUUGUCAAGAAGUGAAUAUAAUCAGGCUCAGAAUCGACAGGGGCAAUUUUUUUUUUCCACUGGAGCAAUCUUGCUCUGAAAUGUGUAUGCUUUAGAGACUGGCCAAGAUACCCUAUGGUGAAAUUAUAGUACAUCUUCUUCACUUGUAUAGUGAAGUGGGGCUUGUUAGGACUUGAAGUGAGGUGGUAUCAUUAGUCAUUAAAUUAUUAGGUUAGCACAUUAAUUUAUUACAGGGACAAUACCUAUUAUAGAGUAAUUUUGUGUGGUCCACCUAGACAGAAAUGAACUUAAUCUAUGAAUUCUGAGGACAAGUUAGCUUAA
This is a messenger RNA of Jatropha curcas, 2379 nucleotides long. It is a transcript of the gene FLN2, whose product is annotated as fructokinase-like protein. Gene Ontology annotation, cellular component: chloroplast nucleoid. The record is from RefSeq and is a predicted model, not a curated record. Lineage: Eukaryota; Viridiplantae; Streptophyta; Magnoliopsida; Malpighiales; Euphorbiaceae. Gene Ontology annotation, biological process: chloroplast organization; etioplast organization; plastid transcription.